AGACCCCAUGGCCUGGGCUCGCUGGGGCUGCUGCCCCUGGCUUGUCCUCUUCUGUGCUUUGGGUGCCUGGGGCCACCCUAAACCAGUGGACCUGAGUGGAGAGGAUGUGAGAAACUGUUCCAUCAGCCCUCCGUACCUUCCAGUUACUGCGGUCAAUACCACGGCACGGCUCACAGCCCUCCGCCAGCAGAUGCACAUCAAGAAUCUCUCUGCCUACAUCAUCCCUGAAACGGAUGCCCACAUGAGUGAGUACAUCGGCAAUCGUGAUAAGAGGCGUGCAUGGAUUACAGGCUUUACAGGGUCGGCAGGAACGGCAGUGGUGACCAUGGGGAAAGCAGGUCUCUGGACUGACAGUCGCUACUGGACCCAGGCUGAGCGGCAGAUGGACUGCAACUGGGAGCUACAUAAAGAAGUUGACAUAAUUUCCAUCGUCACCUGGCUCCUCAAUGAGGUUCCUGCUGGAGGCAGUGUGGGCUUCGACCCCUUUCUCUUCUCCAUCGGUUCCUGGGAGAGUUACAACACGGCCCUCAAAAACUCUAACAUAAAACUGGCAUCCACCACAGCCAACCUUGUGGACCUGGCAUGGGGAUCAGAGAAGCCUCAGUUUCCAAGCCAGCACAUUUAUGCCCUGCAGGAUGCAUUCACAGGGAGCACCUGGCAGGAGAAGGUAGCUGACAUCCGCAGCCAGAUGCAGAAGCAUUACAAAGGCCCAACUGCAGUCCUUCUGUCGGCACUCGAUGAGACGGCCUGGCUCUUCAACCUUCGAGGCAGUGACAUCCCUUAUAACCCCUUCUUCUAUUCCUACACACUGCUCACAGACUCCUCUAUCAGGUUAUUUGUAAACAAGGAUUGCCUUGACUCUAAGACCCUGAAGUACCUGAACUCCAACUGCACGGGCUCCAUGUGUGUGCAGCUCGAGGAUUACAGCCAGGUCCGUGGCACCGUCCAGACCUAUGCCUCCGGAGAUGUGAAGAUCUGGAUUGGGACCAGCUACACGACAUACGGGCUCUAUGAAGUGAUACCUGUGGAAAAACUUAUAAAAGACACCUACUCCCCAGUGAUGGUGACCAAGGCAGUGAAAAACAGCAAGGAGCAGGCCCUCCUCAGGGCCAGCCACGUGCGGGACGCCGUGGCUGUGAUCCGCUACUUGGUGUGGCUGGAGAAGAACGUGCCCAAAGGCACGGUGGAUGAGUUCUCAGGGGCCCAGUGGCUGGACCAGUUACGCAGAGAGGAAGCGUUCUCCUCUGGACCCAGUUUCGAAACCAUCUCUGCUAGUGGCCUGAAUGCUGCCUUAGCCCACUACAGUCCAACCAAGGAGCAGCACCGGAAGCUGUCUUCAGAUGAGAUGUACUUGCUGGAUUCUGGGGGGCAAUACUGGGAUGGAACCACAGACAUCACCAGAACAAUCCACUGGGGUACCCCCUCUGCUUUCCAAAAGGAGGCAUAUACCCGCGUGUUGAUAGGAAAUAUCGAUCUGUCCAGACUCGUCUUUCCUGCUAGUACAUCAGGGCGAGUGAUGGAGGUCUUUGCCCGCAGAGCCUUGUGGGAUGUCGGGCUCAAUUAUGGUCACGGGACAGGCCAUGGCAUUGGCAACUUCCUGUGCGUGCAUGAGUGGCCAGUGGGAUUCCAGUCUGGCAACAUCCCCAUGGCCAAGGGCAUGUUCACUUCCAUCGAGCCUGGUUACUAUCAGGAUGGAGAAUUUGGGAUACGUCUUGAAGAUGUGGCCCUCGUGGUAGAAGCAAAGACCAAGUACCCAGGGUCCUACCUGACCUUUGAAGUGGUGUCCUUGGUACCCUAUGACCGGAACCUCAUUGACGUCAGCCUGUUGUCUCCCGAACACCUCCAGUACCUGAACCGCUACUACCAGACCAUCCGCGAGAAGGUGGGCCCAGAGCUGCAGCAGCGCUUGCUGCUGGAGGAGUUUGAGUGGCUGCAGCGGCACACAGAGCCCCUGUCCGCCAGAGCCCCGUGUACUGCCUCCUUGGCCUCUCUGCUGGCAGUCUCCUCUCUUACCAUCCUCAGCUGGAGCGUCUAGACACGCAGACUCCCUGGCCAACGCUCUAGCUCAUCUCCCCUCACCCUGCACCACCCGCGCUCCCAGAGCCCCUGCCAGCCCAUUGCCCGGAAACCAUUGCCCUCAGCUUUCUUCUCCAGGACUAAACCCCAGCGACCCAGGGCUUCUUGGCCCUGGCAUGUCCCCGAAGGGCCUGUACACCUCACCCUAGGCUCCCAACCCCUAGCCCUGGGAUAGGAGAGUCCCCUGGCACCUUUCCUCUUGUGAG
Enhydra lutris kenyoni (northern sea otter) is the source of this 2282-nucleotide messenger RNA. RefSeq names its product X-prolyl aminopeptidase 2. The record is from RefSeq and is a predicted model, not a curated record. Bases 8 to 2035 code for a protein of 675 amino acids. Gene Ontology annotation, molecular function: metalloaminopeptidase activity. The transcript is spliced from 21 exons. Lineage: Eukaryota; Metazoa; Chordata; Mammalia; Carnivora; Mustelidae.